Magallana angulata is the source of this 4692-nucleotide messenger RNA. RefSeq lists its product as uncharacterized. The record is from RefSeq and is a predicted model, not a curated record. Lineage: Eukaryota; Metazoa; Mollusca; Bivalvia; Ostreida; Ostreidae. The coding region runs from base 159 to 3902 and encodes 1247 amino acids. The transcript is spliced from 22 exons. Gene Ontology annotation, biological process: microtubule cytoskeleton organization. Gene Ontology annotation, cellular component: axoneme; ciliary basal body.
AUAGCCUUGCUUGCUAGUGAUGUUUUCAUUACUGUAUGCUUGUAGACUGUAGCAAGUAGAAUAAUUGCAACACAAUUCAGUGCUAUUAGAUGCAUGUGUAAAUUAAAGUCAACCUGAAGGACAUUUUUUUUUUACAUUUUGAAAUUCGGAAAAAAGAAAUGAAAAUGAAUUCACUUAAGAAACAAAAAGGGAAAGAGAUGCAAACAUGCAACAUCAAAAACAGUUCAACAGUAAAGAAGACUCAAAUGGAGAAGCUAAAUGUGAAAAAAUGUUAUUUGAACAUAGAAACACUGAGGAAAGAUAGACAAAUGACAUGGGAAGAAAGAAUGGAUUUUUUGAUGCCAAAGAUGAACAUUGGAAGUCAGAAGGAUUAUUUUGAAGUAAUUGAAGAUGAAGACAAAGAAAAUGAAAAAAAGACAAUGUUACAACGGGAAGAAAUGCAAAGAAAGACAGAAAUUACUCCUCCUAAGAAGACAUCAAAGAAGAAUAGUGCACCUGUGAAGAAAAAAGAUAAAGAAAACCUGCCCUUAACUUCUACAGCUCUGUACCUCACCCAGACAGACCUUGUGGAGAAAACCCCUGAUGUCUCCCUCAUUCCAAAGUUAUCAGGAGCAAAACAGAAGAAAGAUCACAUGUUGAGUUCACCAUUCCAAAUAACAGGUUCAAGACCAGGACAACUGUUAAGACAACUUACAAGCACCCCAAACUGUUCUAGAAAGGAGCAGCUUAAGAUGGACCUGUCAGCCAUUCAGCUCCCUGUACAGGAGGAUGAGCUCGAGAUUCAUUCCUCUACUCUGGUCAACUCCCUGGAGAUUGUUCCCCUGGAUGACAGUAUAGAGAUGCCCCCUCCCAUAGAUACCCAGCAGAUUCUACAGUUUAAUCAGAAAACUAGAGAAAAGAAGCAAAGUUUUGUAAAGACAUCUAAAGAAGGUGUGAAAAGAAAAGUUGCAAAUGUUCUUACAAAACAUGGGGAACUCUUUCAGUUCAAGUCCAAGGUCUCAGAAAUUUUACACAAAGCUAAGGAUAUUGGCAUUGUGAAGGAGAAAGAUGUUGAUGUAGAUGUAGUUAGUAGAGAUGAGGAUUUACAGACUCCAGAUGAACCACAAUGUACAGAGCAAAGCAGUGAAAACAGGAAACGUAAAAUAAUGGCCAAAGUACCAGUUUUAGAGGGAAACAUGAAGGAUAAUUUGGAGAAAAGAGUAAUGGAUAUCUCUGAAAUUAAAUCAAUUAAUGAAUCAUCCCACAAUUCAAGUUCAAGUAAGCAGAGAAGAUUAUCAUUCAAAGAUUUAAGUAUUCAUAAAGAAUGUGAGCUACAAUCAGAAAAUAAAGAUGAAGUGGAUGAUCUACCAUCAGAAAAUGAAGUUUUGGAUAAUCUGCAGUCAAAAAAUAAAGAUGUGGAUGGUAUAACUACAAAUCAAAUGAAAAGCAAGGUGUCAGUUGGAAAAGAUGACUAUAGUCAGAGACUAAAAAGAAACCAGAGUUUAAGUUCUUCUCAUAAAGUAAAGCAAACUGAGGAAAGUGAGAGCAUGAAAAGAAGCAGAGGAUUGAAUAAAUCUGAUGGACAGUUCAGACAUUCUUCAACCUCCAAAGAAAUCAGCUCAUCACAUGCCCGGGCACCUCUGAGACAUUGGGAUAGUGUGAAGAAGUCUAUUGCAGAAGAUGACCUUUGUUCAUGGAAACACAUCUUAAAAAAGAGAGCAGUAGUCAAGGAACAUGUUUACCCUAAAUCGAACAUGGAUGCUUCCAACGCACCAGUUGCGACUUUCCGGGAGGAUUACGUCCCUUGGCAGAGUUGGAAACGACAAUGGCGGUCGCAGAUACUUGAUAGCGUUAGCGCUCUUUGUGAAAUGGGCGUCCAUAGUGAUCCGACAGGUCCGUCCAAUAUGGCCAACAAUGCAAAGAGUUUGAGAGGACAGCUGGGGCUAAGGAGCAGCGCCCUGGCUCCCACAUCCAGUAAACUGACCACCCAAUAUAUGGUAAUGGACCACAUGAAAAAUCACUACAGCAAAAUCACUAAUGCAAAGCCGGCAAUCGACAACAGAGCCCCUCGAAGUAUUUCCUCAAGUCAGAAAGUACGAGACAGAGACACAAGAGAGGGGAAGCGUCCUGUGUCGGCCAUGUCUGUCAACUAUCCAGUACGUCCAUACUCUGCCAUGACAGGCCAUGAUGAUGACAUCUAUGAUGAAGAUCAGUGGGGAGAUGUUGAUCCUGAAGAUGAGGUUGAGAGACAAGUAAGGGAGAUAAUGCGAAAGAAGCUCAACACCAAUACAAAUCAGAUUCAUAGGACAAAUGUUGCUCAUGGAGGCACCUCUCAGUCCCCGUACUACUCGGCCAGAAUGGGUCAGACUACUCACCACCGCCCAGCAUCUGCCCGGUCAUCUGCCCGCUCAGUUCACUCAGCCAGGUACAACAUGGAUAGAACCGCCAUGCCCACAAAAACAGUCACCCAGAAGACUUACGAUGGAGAUGUCAUUGAGAAACAUAAUCAUGUCUUUACCCAGCCUGAGAAACCAUUCACCCCUCGUGUCCUGAAAUCAAACCGUGUGUCUCGCAUUGCACAGAGCAAAUACUACACUGCUCCUCCACAAAAAAGGGAAACCGAUGAAAGCACCAAUGCCAAGGAGGCCACAUCACCCAAACCAAAGCCGAGAGCCAAGCCACGCAUGAAUGCUGGGAUGGACAAGUCUGGAGAAAUGACAGACACCUUGAUGUUUGAGUCACUACAGAGUAGGGACUUCUCCAAGUACAGUGAUGAUCGAGAACAAGUUGUCCCCAGACUGGACAUUUCUUUGGACAAGGACAAUAUGAACUGGAUCAAAGAACAAGCCAUGAAGGCAGAGAUCCGAGCCAAGAGCGGAGGAAUGUCACGUAUCAGUGAGGACCAGAUGCUGGAUUCCAAUGACCUUGAACAAACAGGCAAUGUGACCUUGACAGGAGGUUCACUCAACAAAACCACAAGGUCUUUUGGAACUAAAACUUUUAACAACAGCCAGAGACUGAGUACAGACUUUAACAAUCUCAAGAAACCAGUCAAAGGAGAGAGGGAGGAAGAGUUACAGUAUGUGGAGUUUAUUAAGGAGGUCACAGACGACGUCCUGAACCGAGGCGUGUUCACCGACAGAGUACUGAAACAAGUAUUUGAGUCUCACAUUGCCAAGAAAAAAGGAAAACUUAAUGAGGAAAAGAUGCGCUCCAUGCUGAGUCAGGUUCGUCAGGAUUUGGACAUCAAAGAUGAAUCGGAGAGUGCUGAUUUCUCCCCACUAGACACCACUUCGUCCCUGGGGUCACGCCUUCACACCAGGUACAGCCGUGGGAGAACUGGGGAGCAGACUUUUGGAUCCACCAUGGACUCCCAAAACACCUACAACUUCAAAGACACUUCGUCAGGGGACAUGUUCAGCACAAUUCACUCAGAGAAAGAGAGUGAUGACCUGUCUGCCACACAGGCCCUGAAGAGCUACCAGCUAGAUCUCACUAGACAUGUCGAAAACGAGGAGGGUGAUGAAAGUCCAGGAGAGAUCGCUGAGUCGGAGAAUGAAAUGGAGAAGACUGACCAUGUUAUUGAAGCAGACAACAAAUCAGUGAAAUCCAGCAAGUCGGCUAAAUCUUCCAAGUCUGUCCAUAGUGCCCAUGUCGCUGAUGACAGGUCGGUGAAGUCAGGGAAGUCAUCGGGACAUCGCAGUGUGACUUCAUCCACACAUCAUCAGGACUCACUCUCGGUAAAGUCUGGGAAAUCCCAAACCAGUCAGAGGAGUGGAGGAUUCAAACCAUCCGCCAAACCCCGGGCUACCGCUCAGAACAACCAGGAUGGGGCAGAAUCCUCGGAGGAUCAGUCGACUCAACAAGGUUAUGAAGAUGAAGAGGAUGGAGAGUAUGAGGAAUCUGAUGAGGAGAACUUUUAAAUUGUACAUACAUAUACAAGACAGGAAUAAAACUCUCACCAACAAAAAUAAGGGUUUAAAUGUUUUACAUGUAAAAAUUUCUAUAGUUUUUUACUUAGAAGAGAGAUUUAGAUGUUUGUUGGUUUUUAAACCAAGAGCAUACUAGUUUAGACCAAUUAGCCGGAGCCUCUGGGAGCUUUGUGUUUCUGUGUUGCUGCAGUAGUGGUAUAGGAGGUUAUUGUACAUUUCUCUAACAUCACUGUAUUAAGAUAUUAGAUAAUGUGACACAGGGUGGCUUUGUCUGUGAUAAUUCUUGUGUAUUUCUUUGUCAUCAUUGUAACAUGCUAAUCAUUGUAACAUGCUUCACUGUCUGGUUCACAGUCAUCUCCAAUAAGAAUUGGAUCUUUUUCUUUUUUAUUCAAAGAAAAAUAGCAAAAGAAAUAGAUGCAUUUGUAUCUUCUUUUUAAUCUUGUGCAAUGUUUUACAGUAAGAUAAAAAUGUCUCAUUUUAAAAGGAAAUUUUUGAUGCAGACACAAACAGGAUUUGUUAUGCAAGUUCAUUAAUAAUCCUAUUAGCGUAUUUAAGUUUACAUUUUAAUCCUGUUUAAUUAUUCAUGCAUUUUGUUUACCUCUUGUUGUACUUGUGAUAAGAAAAAUUUGAACAGUCCAUCCAUUAUUUUUAUCUUGCAUGUAGGAAGUAUUUUUUUACUUUUUAGGGUUUUUUUUUAUUUCAACACACCGUCCAUUGUAUACAUGUUGUGAGUGUACAUUCAUGUCAUCACAAUGAAUUUAAUAAAGCUCAGUCCAAUACA